UGCCCUCCGCGUUGACAUCGAAGGGCGCGACAAGGGAACUGCCAAGGUCCUGCCUGGGUCACGCGGUCCUUGCGCACCCCAUAACCAUAACAUAGAGCAAUACAGUGCCUGACUUUGACAUGCCCGAUAGAGGCAAGUUUAGCCUUGAGCUAUGCCGAUGGGCAAGCAAGUCUCCAAGCCCAGAGUCAUGUUUGUUGCUGCAGCUCGGGUACCUGAGCACCCAGGCGUCAUUGGCCGAAGGAUUGCGGAGUGCCUGCUCAGGGCGAGUUGACAGGAGCAGGAAUGGGCCGCAUCCACUCUGUCGGCUAGAAGUCUCAAUGUCCUUGCCCGUGGUUUUCUGCCCUGUGUCACCAACAUGACACGAAGCUUUCCAUCGCCCAACCUCUCUGUAGAGCAACAAUGGCUAGGCCAUGGCUUGCGGAGUGAGGGAGAUCAAAGUAG
Molecule: messenger RNA, 441 nt
Organism: Microstroma glucosiphilum
Lineage: Eukaryota; Fungi; Basidiomycota; Exobasidiomycetes; Microstromatales; Microstromataceae
Exons: 1
Coding region: 120-359 (79 amino acids)
Source: RefSeq, a predicted model, not a curated record